CAGGCUCUCCAGUUCUCCAGAGCUGCCAGCGGCUAGGACAACCAUGACGAGCAGCUCCCGAAGCAGCCAUCGCCUCCUGCUGGAGAACGCACAGCAAGUGGUUCUGGUGUGCGCUCACGGCGAGCGCUUCCUGACCGGGUCUGCGCUGCGCAGCCUGGCGGUGCUGGAGGGCGCCAGCCUGGUGGUGGGCACCGAUGGGCUUAUAAAAGCUGUCGGCCCCGCUGACGUCAUCCAGAGACAGUUUUUCGGAGAAACUUUUGAAGAAAGGAUUGAUUGCUCUGGGAAAUGCGUCUUGCCAGGUUUGGUGGACGCACAUACACAUCCAGUGUGGGCAGGUGAAAGAGUCCAUGAGUUCGCAAUGAAGUUGGCAGGGGCCUCGUACAUGGACAUUCACCAGGCUGGAGGAGGGAUCAACUUCACGGUGGAGCACACUCGCCAAGCCUCGGAGGAGGACCUGUUCUGCUCCUUCCAGCAGCGGCUGCAGUGCAUGAUGCGGACCGGCACCACGCUGGUGGAGUGCAAGAGCGGAUACGGCCUCAACCUGGAGACAGAGCUCAAGAUGCUGCGUGUAAUCGAGCGCGCCCGGCGGGAGCUGCACCUCACCCUCUCUGCCACUUACUGUGGGGCUCACUCAGUACCCAAAGGGAAAACUGCCCUGGAAGCUGCUGAGGACAUCAUCAGUCACCACCUGCCAAGGCUGAAGGAACUCAUCAAGAAGGGGGAACUACAUGUCGACAACAUAGAUGUGUUCUGUGAGAAGGGUGUCUUUGACCUGGAUACUACUAGAAAGAUUCUGGAAAGUGGAAAAAAGUUGGGAUUACAGAUCAACUUCCAUGGGGAUGAACUCCACCCAAUGAAGGCUGCCGAGCUUGGGGCUGAGCUAGGGGCACAGGCCAUCAGCCACCUGGAGGAAGUCAGCGAUGAAGGCAUCGCUGCCAUGGCUGCGGCUCGGUGUUCUGCUGUCCUUCUGCCCACCACGGCCUACAUGCUGAGGCUGAGGCAGCCUCGCGCCAGGAAGAUGUUAGAUGAGGGAGUCAUAGUUGCUCUGGGCAGCGAUUUCAACCCCAAUGCAUACUGCUUUUCCAUGCCGAUGGUCAUGCACUUGGCCUGUGUGAACAUGAGACUGUCCAUGCCCGAGGCCUUGGCCGCUGCCACCAUCAACGCGGCUUAUGCACUGGGAAAAUCUCACACCCAUGGAUCUUUGGAAGCUGGCAAGCAGGGGGAUGCCAUCAUCAUCAACGCAUCCAGAUGGGAGCAUUUGAUUUACCAGUUUGGAGCGCAUCAUGAAUUAAUUGAUUAUGUUAUAGUUAAAGGAAAAGUCAUCUAUAAAAAGUGAUAGAUCUGGACCAAUGAUACGUCUCAGUGCGACAAGUCUGUCACCAAACCCAAUGGCCUGAGUUCGAUCCUGGGGCUCACGUGGUAAAAGGAAAGAAUGCCGAAGAGUUACCCUCUGACCUCCACAUACUCACCUGCUGUUUGCCAGACCCCUCCUUGCCUUCGCAUAAAUAAAUGUAAUAAGAUAAAAAUAUAUUUU
Molecule: messenger RNA, 1534 nt
Organism: Arvicanthis niloticus (Nile rat)
Lineage: Eukaryota; Metazoa; Chordata; Mammalia; Rodentia; Muridae
Source: RefSeq, a predicted model, not a curated record